CCCUUUAAACCCCACGCGUGUUCAGCGCGUGCAAGUUGUUUUGGUGGUGAGUGUGUUAUGGCUUUUCCUCUUCUCCGUUACAUCCUGUCUGCUCGUAGAUCCAUGGAGUAUAAAAAUGAUUGUUUCCAGCCCUGGGAGGACUACCUGGGUUUGGCGGACCUGGUCAGAAGAAUGCAUCGGUCGGGAAAGCAGUCAGGCUCGGAUGAGGGCGAUUGUCGAACAACCGCCGCGCGCGAGGACUCUCCAAACGGCCCGGGGCGCGCGCGCACGACAGACACGAGCGAGGAACCCUGCAAGAACUCACGCGACCAACACGAGAGGAUGUUUUGCAGUUUCUGCAAGCACAACGGCGAGAGCGAGGUCGUGUUCAGAUCACACUACCUGAAAGACCGCGCCGGGAGCGUGACGUGCCCGUACCUGAGCCAGUACAUGUGUCCCCUGUGCGGGGCCACCGGGGCCAAAGCGCACACGAAGAGGUUCUGCCCGCUGGUGGAGAAAACAUACAGCUCCGUGUACGCCAGGAAAUAAACAUUUCUGACCCGCAGAGGAGCUGGAGGAACGAGACCAAUUGAAAGGACACUUUUUACCAAAGGUUUUAAUGUUAAGCGUUAACUUUUAUACGUAAUGGCUUGUGUGUGAGUUUGCAUGCAUGUGUGUGUGUGUAUCCACGGUUUGAUUUCGCACUUUUUCUUUGGAUUUCCUUCAGUUGUGUGCACUAUGGUCUUGUGUGUUUCACUUUUUAUUUGAACAAACUUGUACACCAGCCAUUAGGCUCGCUACAGGUGCAACCGCCUUUCAACUCUUCUCUACAAACAAACUUUUGAUUUUGAAAACGAAAAAUGUUUUGUAUUUUAUGCAACACCUUUUUUAUUGUGACUUUAUAACUAUUUAAAAAAAAAUAUUUUAAUGUUAAUAUUAGGUGUUUUACUGCUAAGAGAUGCCUUGUGUUUUGAAUCAAUAAGAAACCAGAUGGAACAAUCUA
Molecule: messenger RNA, 982 nt
Organism: Pimephales promelas (fathead minnow)
Lineage: Eukaryota; Metazoa; Chordata; Actinopteri; Cypriniformes; Leuciscidae
Gene: nanos3
Product: nanos homolog 3
Molecular function (GO): zinc ion binding; RNA binding
Source: RefSeq, a predicted model, not a curated record